This is a messenger RNA of Osmerus eperlanus (European smelt), 850 nucleotides long. Its product is annotated as receptor tyrosine-protein kinase erbB-2-like. The transcript has 7 exons. NCBI's taxonomy places the organism in Eukaryota, Metazoa, Chordata, Actinopteri, Osmeriformes, Osmeridae. The record is from RefSeq and is a predicted model, not a curated record. The coding region runs from base 1 to 729 and encodes 242 amino acids.
AUGAAGCUGGCACUGCCCUCCAGUGAGCAGAACCACUACCAGACCCUGAAGCUGCUCUACUGUGGCUGCCAGGUCGUCCACGGCAACCUGGAGAUCACACACCUGCACGGCCAGCCAGACCUAUCCUUUUUGCAGGGCAUCGUGGAGGUGCAGGGGUAUGCGCUGGUGGCUCAUGUGUCAGUGGGCAUGAUCCCCUUGGACAGCCUUCGCAUCAUCAGGGGCAGCCAGCUGUUCAAUAACUCCUACGCCCUCGCCGUGGUGGACAACACAGCCGCAGGGGCGGGGCUUAGGACCCUGCGCCUCCGCAACCUGACAGAGGAGCAGGGCCGUGUGUGUGACCCCCUGUGUUCGGGGGGGUGCUGGGGCCCCGGGCCCCGACAGUGCGUCUCCUGCUCAGCCUCCCAGCGAGGAGUGGAGUGUGUGGAGGAGUGUCACCUCUACCAAGGCUCUGACGGCUCUCUCUGCGGCGUCUGUCACUCAGAAUGUCGACCAAUCAAUGGCUCCGCUUCCUGCCAUGGCCCGGGGCCCCACCAGUGUGCGGAGUGUCUGCACCUGCAGGACGGGGGAGUGUGUGUGUCGCGCUGCCCCAGCGGGGUGAAGGAGGAGCAGGGCACCGUCUGGAAGUACAGGAACGCCAGCGGGCACUGUCUGUCCUGCAACACCAACUGCACGCUCUCGUGCACGGAGAUGGAUGAGAGAGGCUGUCCAGUUCACUCCCAGACAGGGUGAGAUAUGUCUGGAGCUUCAGCUCAGCAGGAACACGCAUCUUCUCUGGGGCUUUAGUUGGGUGUGCUUUGCCUUCGGCAAGGGCACAACCUUUGUUCUCUCACAUAUAUAUUAUUUUUUUUUA